AUGGGAAAACAACUCCUCAAAGUCGUCCUCAUCGGCGACGGAGGCGUUGGCAAGUUCAUCCACAAGAGGUUUACGAACGCAUACAAGGCGACCAUCGGCGCGGAUUUUAUCACCAAGGAGAUCGAACUAGAGGAUGGCAAGCGAGUAUCGUUGCAGAUUUGGGACACCGCAGGCCAGGAAAGAUUCCAGUCAUUGGGAAUCGCGUUUUACAGAGGCGCGGAUGCUUGUGUGCUCUGCUACGACGUGACGAACUACCUCACGUUCGAGCAUCUGGCACGGUGGAGGCGCGAGUUCUUGAAUCAGGCCGGCAUCGGAGACAGCAAUCCGGAUUUCCCGUUCGUACUGCUGGGCAACAAGAUUGACAUUGACGAGCGAGUGGUCUCGAGGCGCCAGGCGCGUGGGUUCGCACAGGAGCACAGUACCGUGACGGGAUCAAAGGUCGAGAUACCCUGCUUCGAGGCCUCGGCCAAGGAUGGCAUCCGGGUCGAGGAUGCGUUUCUGUAUAUUGCCAAGACGGUCAGGAUACCUCAGAUGGAGCUCGAUAUGGUCGGCGGCGGCGCGGCACCACAGCGACUUGAUUGGGACGCUGAAUCCGAAGCCCGCAAAAGGUCCAAGGGCUGCUGCUGA
This is a messenger RNA of Linnemannia hyalina, 627 nucleotides long. Lineage: Eukaryota; Fungi; Mortierellomycota; Mortierellomycetes; Mortierellales; Mortierellaceae. The record is from the annotation of a GenBank genome assembly.